CUUGGCGUUGUGGGGAUGGCCGAUGGCUGCUGCCAAACCGCUGUGUGUAGCGGGAAGCAAAACCGGGUCCUUCUUCACCUGACUCUACUACAGACUGGAUGUUUCCAGGCCACCCUGCGCUACCAGGGCCACCCUGUCAGCAACGGACACUUCAACAUCAUUGUUCUGAGCGAUGAGGAGAAAGCCGCUGUGGAUAACAAUGUUUUACGUUCUGGAGUUGGAGUUUUCUUCGAGGGUUACCUCUACCCACCCUCCAGUCCACCCAAUGUCUCUGGACCGCAAAGUCCAUCAUCCGCCAGCCCGAAAGAAGAUCAAACAACGUCUUGUAAUGGGAGCUCCCUGGAGAGAAUGAAGAAACUUAAAAAGGUGUACUUUUACAUUUCCCCGAAGCAACUGUCAGUGAAAGAAUUUUACCUUCGUAUUAUUCCAUGGAGGCUCUUCACUUUCCGAGUAUGUCCUGGGACCAAGUUCCUGUACCUCCCCCCGGACCCUCUGCAUGGUCUGCUCUCUCUACAAGUGGACGAUGGCCUGCAGCCGCCAAUAGAAGUCAGUUGCAAAGACCGCAAUGUCAUGGCUGCCACCUUCACACGUUUCCUUCACCUGAAUAUUGGUGGAUCUGAGACAUUCCAGGAUAAGGUUGCCUUCUUCCAGAAAGAGCUCAAAAACAUCCACUGCAAGAAGAACCGCAGCAAGAUAGUCCUAAGAGUGAACAGGCACUCGUUGCUGGAGAGUUCUCUUCGAACGACAAGAAACUUUUCUGUGUCUGACUGGAGCAAAAACUUUGAAGUGAUUUUCCAGGAUGAAGAAGCUCUGGACUGGGGUGGACCGCGCCGAGAGUGGUUUGAAUUGAUCUGUAAAGCUUUAUUCGAUACAAACAAUAAACUCUUCACUCGCUUCAGUGACAAUACUCAGGGCCUGGUUCACCCCAACCCUUGCAGGCCUCCUGGGCUCCGCAUGAAGCUGUAUGAGUUUGCUGGCCGGGUGGUCGGGAAGUGCCUGUUUGAAUCAUGCCAGGGAGGAGGAUAUGAUCAGCUGGUGAGGGCCCGAUUCACCCGCUCCUUCCUGGCUCAGAUCAUCGGACUUCGAAUGCACUAUAAGUAUUUUGAGACCGAUGACCCGGAUUUCUUCCAGUCCAAGGUCCUCUAUCUCCUCACUCAUGAUGUCACGGAUACAGAUCUGGUUUUCGCAGAAGAGAAAUAUGGGCGCGGGGGUCAGCUGGAAAAGGUGGUGGAGCUGAUUCCGGGCGGAGCUCACAUUCCUGUCACCAAUGAGAACAAGAUCUAUUAUCUAAAUCUUUUAGCCCAGCACCGAUUGUGCAACCAGGUGCGGGAGGAGGUGGAACAUUUCUUAAAAGGACUGAAUGAACUCAUCCCAGACAAUCUUCUUGGCAUCUUUGAUGAGAAUGAAUUGGAGCUCCUCAUGUGUGGCACUGGGCACAUCGCUGUGCAGGACUUCCAGGCUCAUGCUGUGGUCAUUGGAGGAUCUUGGCACUUCAGAGAAAAGGUGAUGAGCUGGUUUUGGGCUGUGGUUUCCAGCUUCACACAGGAGGAACUAGCCCGUCUACUACAGUUUACUACAGGAUCUUCCCAGCUCCCACCAGGGGGGUUCGCUGCCCUGUGCCCAAGCUUUCAGAUCAUUGGAUCCCCCACCCAUGGCACACUACCCACUGCUCACACCUGCUUUAACCAGUUGUGUCUGCCCACCUAUGACUCGUACGAGGAGAUGCACCGCAUGCUGAAGCUUGCCAUCAGCGAGGGCUGUGAAGGAUUCGGGAUGGUCUGAACAUACACACUGGGACUCAUUUUCUGGAGUUCAGGGACUAAGAAGCACAAUUUUCCCCAUGGGAGGACAGAAUGCCCGGCCUGGUGGAAACCAUUCCGUCACCAGGCAGAAGGUUUAAAAUGACCCAUACAAAUUUUGUUGCUGAUUACGACAGAGACAAGUAGCUGAGAUAAUACUUUAUUGGCUUUAAACGUCAGUAACAACUCCUGAAACAAGUGUUAAAUCAGCAGAGUAUCAAUUUAAAAAAUUUCUUUUUCAAUAAAAAUUUGCAAACACAAA
Messenger RNA from Rana temporaria (common frog), 2061 nucleotides. RefSeq names its product apoptosis resistant E3 ubiquitin protein ligase 1 (gene AREL1). Gene Ontology annotation, molecular function: ubiquitin-protein transferase activity. The record is from RefSeq and is a predicted model, not a curated record. NCBI's taxonomy places the organism in Eukaryota, Metazoa, Chordata, Amphibia, Anura, Ranidae. Gene Ontology annotation, biological process: positive regulation of protein catabolic process; proteasome-mediated ubiquitin-dependent protein catabolic process; protein polyubiquitination.